Messenger RNA from Amborella trichopoda, 4096 nucleotides. RefSeq names its product calmodulin-binding transcription activator 2. Lineage: Eukaryota; Viridiplantae; Streptophyta; Magnoliopsida; Amborellales; Amborellaceae. Gene Ontology annotation, cellular component: nucleus. The record is from RefSeq and is a predicted model, not a curated record. Gene Ontology annotation, molecular function: double-stranded DNA binding; transcription coregulator activity; protein binding. Gene Ontology annotation, biological process: regulation of transcription by RNA polymerase II.
CACGCGCAAGCGGUGAGUCGUCGUGCGAGGCCGAGGCCCUGAGUCUUGACCCCCUCUACACCUUUUCUCUCUCUCCAUCCCCUCUCGAUGCUCGACUUUGCCAUCAUGUCACUUUCUCCUUUCUCCUCAUUUAAUACAUACAUUUUUUUUCUAUUAUUCUUAAUAUUAUGUAUGGGCUGGUAUUAAAACUGUGAGCUCCCAAUCGGGGUGCCCUUUUCUUUUUUGGACUUUCUGAUUCGUGUUUUUGCGUGGUUUUUUUUGGGAGAUUGAAUAUUGAGCAGCGCAUGAGAAGGGGUUUUUUAGUUGGCAGUUUCCCUCGCGCAUGGCUGAUAGCAGAAGAUAUGCGUUGUUCUCUCCACAAUUAGAAGAAGUAAAGAAGAGUAGUGUUGCAGGGGAUGCAUCUUCUUCUCUCUCUUCUCUGCUGCCACAGAAUUGGCAGGCCCACCACCAAAAUGCCGUUUCUCUCUCUUCACCCAUCAACCAUCCCCAAGACAUUUCACAAAUACUAUUGGAAGCACAAAAUCGCUGGCUUCGUCCCAGUGAAGUUUGUGAAAUUCUUCGUAACUAUCAAAAGUUCUACUUGACACCAGACCCACCAUAUAAGCCCCCAGGUGGUUCCUUGUUUCUAUUCGAUCGGAAAACACUUCGUUAUUUUCGUAAAGAUGGCCAUCGUUGGAGAAAGAAGAAAGAUGGGAAGACAGUGAGGGAAGCCCAUGAAAAAUUGAAGGCUGGACGUGUUGAUGUUCUCCAUUGCUAUUACGCGCAUGGUGAGGACAAUGAGAACUUGCAGAGAAGAUGUUAUUGGAUGCUUGAUGCGAAAUUAGAACACAUUGUUCUUGUGCAUUACCGAGAGGUGAAAGAGGGUAACAGGUGUGGCAUUCCUCGUUUGUCAACUGCAGAUAAUGGAAUAGUUGCUCAGAGCAGUUCACCUGCCUGCUCCACACAGGGUAACUCUGCAGCUGUCACAACUCAGAUAUCUUAUGCAUCGAGUCCAAGUACAGCUGAUUGGAAUGGAGAAACCCGUUCACCUGACUUUGAUGAUGCUGCUGAGUCUGGGGAUGAUGAUGAUGCCAGUGCCUCUCAUCCGGGUUUUCAGUUUUCUUCUUUACAGGCAUUUGAUGGAACAAAUGCAACAGAGAGUAGAAGCUUUUUGUCUGAUCCCCAAUCAAGAGCCUUGCCAAAUAUCAUGGGGUUGGACAGGGGAUCAUGUGAUCCUUAUAAUGUUGAUCUAUCCUUUUCUGGAAAAUAUAUGCCCAAUGAGCUGCAUCACACUAACAUUGGUGUUUCACAAGAGGCUAACAGUAUUCCUAACAUCUGCUUGUCAUCUAGAAUGGGGGAAUCAUUAAAUUUAUCUCUCCAUAAAGGUUGGUCACCACAUAGCCAUGAUGCUAGUGCAUUGUGGCCUGAAAUUGAUAGUUCAAACAAAAUCACAUCAGAUGCAUAUGAGCAAAAGGUUACCCUCAGCCAAACUAAUGAUAUUGAGGAUUCCUCUGUGAAGCUGGCUGCUCCAGUUGUGGGUGGUAAUGGUCCGAUAAAAGAUGGCCGAGGUGAGGUAUAUGGGAUGUUUCCCGAUGUGCAUCUUGAAGCACUUGCCACAGGUGUGAAGCCAAUUUCUCAGGAGCAAGCAAAUGAGGGGAAUAUUGGACCUGCAGAUGGUUUUCUCGUGGACAAUCAGACAACUACUGCUGCAAGGCUUGUAGGUCAGGAUUCCAACAAGCACCAUCCUCAACAAAUGCCUAUACGAUUUCAGAAUGAUAGUGAGAUGGGCACCUUUCCUCAUGCAGGUGAGCAGCCCUUGAGGAUGGAUACUGAGGCUGAUGGUAUCCGCAAUAAUGCCCUGGUUAAUAACUCAUUUAAUGAUGAAGAAGGGCCUUUGAAGAAGCUUGACAGCUUUGGGCGAUGGAUGAGCAAGGAAAUUGGUGGGGACUGUGAUGACUCGUUGAUGGCCUCAGACUCGGGUAAUUACUGGAACACACUUGAUAAUCAGAAUGGUGAGAAGGAAGUAUCUAGUUUAUCACACCAUAUGCAGUUGGAUAUCGAUUCAAUGAGUCCAUCCCUUUCACAAGAACAAUUGUUUAGUAUUAUUGAUUUCUCACCAGAAUGGGCUUAUAGUGAUGUGGAAACAAAGGUUUUAAUCUCUGGUACGUUUUUGGGGGACAGCAAGUGCCUCUCAAGUCGAAAGUGGUCUUGUAUGUUUGGUGAAGUUGAGGUUUCAGCUGAAGUUUUAACAUCUGGCGUUAUCCGAUGUCAUGCUCCUCCACAUGGCCCAGGGCGAGUUCCAUUCUAUAUCACCUGUAGUGACAGGUUAGCCUGUAGUGAGGUUCGGGAAUUUGAAUAUCGUCAACGACCAUCUAUGUUUACACUGCCACCAAUGAUGAGUAGUAACUCAGUAGAUGAAACAAAUCUUCAAAUACGUUUUGCUAAGUUGUUGUACCUUGGAUCAGAAAGGAAGUGGUUGGAUUGCUCUGCAGAAAAUUGUGAAAAGUGUGGCUUAAGGAAACACAAGUUUUUCCUGAGAAGUAAUGACAAAACCGAAUGGGAUAACCUUGUGAAUUCUUGUAAAUCCUUUGGUAGAAAUCAUCAAAACUCUAGAGAGUUAUUGGUGCAAAAGUUGCUCAAGGACAGAUUGUCUGAGUGGCUUCUAUGCAAAGCUCAUGAAGAUGGAAAGGGACCCAAUGUUUUGGAUGAUGAAGGCCAAGGUGCUAUCCAUUUGGCAGCUGCCCUUGGUUAUGAAUGGGCCAUGGAUCCCAUAGUUGCUACUGGCGUGAAUCCCAAUUUCAGAGAUCUGCACGGCAGGACAGGACUUCACUGGGCUGCAUACUAUGGAAGAGAGGAAGCAAUUGUUUCUCUUGUCAGCCUAGGUGCAGCUCCAGGUGCUGUGGAGGAUCCUACUACGAAAUUUCCUGCAGGGAAAACAGCAGCUGAUCUAGCUUCAAGUCGAGGGCACAAAGGUAUUGCUGGCUAUUUAGCAGAAGCAGAUUUAACAAGCCACCUUUCUUCAUUGGGUUUGAAGGAGAACGCAAUGGACACCAUUUCUGCAACUAUUGCUGCCGAGAAGGCUAUGGAGACAGUGGAAGAGCAAAGUAUUGUACCUCUUGAUAGAGGGAGAGAGGAUAGCCUAUCCCUGAGAGGAUCACUUGCUGCCGUUAGGAAUGCGGCUCAAGCAGCACAUCGAAUUCAAGGUGCAUUUAGGGUCUACUCCUUCCGGCAUAGACAGCGACAGCAGAGGGAAAUUAAUGAUGUAAAAUUUGAAGUAACAGAAGAAGUAGCAGCCUUGAUAUCUGCAAACAGGGCUCAGAAGACAGGCCACUUCAGUGAUUCCUUACAUUCUGCUGCUCUUAAAAUUCAGCGAAAAUUUCGUGGUUGGAAAGGGAGAAAGGACUUCCUCAUUAUCCGUAACCGCAUCGUGAAAAUCCAGGCACAUGUAAGAGGAUACCAAGUUCGUAAGCAAUAUAGAAAGGUCAUAUGGUCUGUUAGCAUUGUUGAAAAAGCUAUUCUGCGUUGGAGACGGAAAGGAGCUGGAUUACGGGGAUUCCGGGCUGAAGCAAUAAAAAAUGUGGAACCAGAAGCUGUGAAGACUGAUGAAUAUGACUUUCUGCGUCUUGGUAGGAAACAGAAGGCAGCUGGUGUGGAGAAGGCUUUGGCAAGAGUUCAAUCAAUGGUUCGUUACCCAGAAGCACGUGAUCAGUAUAUGCGACUCGUGACCAAUUUUCAGAACACCAAGCUAGGAGAUAUGGGGAACUCUCAAGAUCAACCACUGUAAGUAGAAGAAACAGGAGAGAGGGGUACACUGGUUCUCAUGUCUGACUUGUAAAUCCUCUGGUUCAGCAUGCCGAUCCACCACAUUGUAUGUAUUUUGGGGCACCGCGUGUGAUGCAGCACUUGAAUGAAUGGGAGAAGGUUUACAUGUGGAGAACUUUUGUUUUUUUGUUUUCCUUGUAAAUUGCAGCAUAUAUACAUAUAUUCAGGGGUGGCGUUUAAACAAAACUAACCUUGUAUUUUUCAGAGGAAUGUAAAGUUUCUGAAGUCUGUUAGGAUUUGUACUGAAAACUGAAAACACUGAAAUAUAGUGAAAAACUGAAUCACUCACCCACUA